GUGUAACAUUCGCUAGUGAUCGCUCUACCGACCAAUCAGCAUUAAGCUUUCAAGUUGGAUUCGCGCACGGGGGCCCGCAAACAACAACGGCCGAGAGAAGAGCCAGUCACCGUUCGCCUGCCUGCCUCGCUAGUGAAGCUGUGUUAAGGUUAUUAGGACAUCUAAUUUUCAUUCGUGGCUGAUCGCUGCCUGCUUUCAAGGUUUACGGGUGCUUAUCGAUCGCUCUUCUUCGUGCUUCGACCAGCACCUCCCUCCGCUUGUUCUUUUCCGAGCAAUUAAUUCACGUUCCAGCAUGUCAGGGAGAAGAUCAAAUGCUGUCGAAAAGGUCAAGGCCACGGAAGCUGUUGUCAUGAGUGAAGAAAUAGAAAUAGAAAAUGAGUGUGAGAUGCUUGAUGGACAGGAAACUAUUGAACCCGUGGAACACAUGAUAACCGAAACUGAAAAUGAAACUGCUGAAAUAUCAGAAAAUGGACAGGUUGUGGAAGAAAAAAAAGUACUUUCGGUUAGCGGCAGUGGCAGGCGCAGACGUAGGAAACAAGCUGUCAAGAGUGGCAACACUGACCCUGUGAUGAAUGAAAAUAUCCUCGAGAAUGAAAAACCUGGUGAAGAUGACCAGGAGGAGGCUUGUUUUAAGAUUGACAAAGUAUACAGUGUUGCAGGUGAGUCCGACGACCUGGAAAGUUAUGACAAAGUGCAGGUGGGCGAGAAGAGCGUCACCAUUGACAACGUGCAGGAUGAGGACAUCACGAUACAGACGGUGAAGGAAAUCAUUCCCAAGGAUCAGGAGGAAGAGACCAUUGUGAAGGUAGCCACCAAGAAGGCAGAAGUCAAAGAAGAAAGUAAAGAAGCAACAGAGGAAAGUAAAACAAAGGAAGAAAAGCAAAUACAACCCCGUACCCUGCGAGCAACUCUGGCCAAGGUACCCCCCACAUUGGCUGCGGGCGGCGGUGUGGGGAGCGUCCGCAUGCUAGGGGGAGGGGUGCGCGGUACAAACAUGCCUCUUAUCGUCAGUAUGGGUGCUGGCAACCCUGCCAUACCUCUCCUACCAGCGGGCCUUCCUCCUGGACGCUAUGUCAUCCUCCCUGGAAGUUCUACUACAACCACGAAAACAUCUACCGUCACCACCAUGUCUAGCAGCAUGACUCCUCGCCUUGCCACAAGCGUCGCUACCAGCGGCACACAAGGUCUUGUUGCCGCGCAGAAGACCCUUGCUGCCGCCCCACUGGCCCCUCCCACCACACCCCCGGCAACUGUAGGGGAAAAAAUUUACACACGUGAGCGUGGCCGCCGUAAGUCUUAUACAGCGGGAGAAAAAUUAGCCAUGAUCAGAGCGGUUGAAGGAGGGCAACGAAAGAGUGCAGUUGCAGAUCGGUUUGGUGUGGCGCCGUCCACUCUCGCCAGUAUACUGGCACAGAAACACAAGAUAAGAUCUGAACAGGACAAUUUGACUCGUCGUCGCGUCCGUAGGUAUCACCUGAAGGAUGAUGCAGCUUCUCGCACAAGAGUGGUAGGGGCCCAUUCAAGCACCUCCACCAUGCGGCUCAACCCCUCCUCUGACCACCCGUUUACCCACUUCCUUGCCCCCCUUUCCGCACCCACUCCCGCGGUCCUAGACACCCAGCCCGAGGAUAUCGUUGCUGUCCCUGACCUGAUGGAGCGGCUGGCCAGCGGAAGCAGCGGAUCUGACGCAUGCAAGCAGGAGAGUGUGGCCGACGCGGAGGAAGACUCUCGGGAGGAGGAGACAAGUUUUCUGGAGCCUGAGUCUGUGUUGGAGUCUACCUUACUGCAGGAACAGCCAGCGUCCAAGGGCAAAGUGUUCCAACAGGCUGCUAAUACUUCACAAUCUGACGUUGAUGAGCCCAUGUCCCAAGAUGGCCAGCAGAGGACGUCGCCCACUGCUGGCACUUCAGGUUUGGUUGGCCCAUAUCUCUUGAAGAAGGAGGCUCACUGCUCGACAGUGCUUGAUCAGCUGAUGAGAGAUGAGACUUUCACUGAUGUAACACUUACAGCAGAAGGGCAGAGCUUAAGAGCACACAGAAUUGUAUUGUGUUUGGCCAGCCCUUACUUCCGGCAAGUCUUGAGUCGAGAGUUAACUGUCCAAAGUGUUGUGGUUCUACGUGAUAUUAAGUUUUCUGAACUGCGCAAUAUUAUUCACUUUAUAUACACAGGUGAGGCUACAGUUGAUGCCUCUGAACUUGAGUCAUUCAUGAGAACAGCAGAAAUAUUGGAAAUUGCGUCAUUAUGUGAGGGACAGAAAAGUACCUCAAGCCGUGGACCUUUGUCGCAGAAUUCCUAUAGUUCAAGUUUCACUAUUGGAGACUUUGAGAGACUUGUUGGAACAAAAAGGACAAAGAAAGAAGCAUCACCCACUCCAAGCAAAGUUCGAAGACUUUCAGGUGAGGGCCAUUCAUCAAGGUCAUCUUCAACUGAACCAACUGCCACAAUCAACCCCCUGUCCCUUAUAAAAGAAGAACCUGAUUGUGACAACUUGUUUAAUGAUAAAUCUGGCAAAGGAAUCAAUGAAAACACAGGCACCUUAAUUGAAGAGACUCAAGAAAGUGAAAGAACAAGGCGAGAUUCAGGUGAAAGUGUUGGUGGCUUUGCUGCCAUAGCUGGUGUUCAGAAAAGUUCCAGCACAGAUGAGAGGACAGAAGACUUCUCCUCAAUUGCUGAUUCAUCACCAGUUCCUCCAGUAGAUGAUUCGGUAGAACAGAACAUUGCACCAAUUCUUCCAGAUACAACUGCCGUUCCUGGAAGGUGUCCAUACUGUCCACAUCUAGUCCAGAAGUUUGAGGGUGUAGCCAUGAUGCGACAUCUCCUGGUGUCACACCCAUGCAAACCAGCCUUUCCCUGUGAUACCUGCUGGAGAGUGUUUGUCAAAAGAUCAUACUUUAAGAGUCACCAGCAGAAAUGUCAACAGUCUCUUUGUUAAGUUAUAGUACAAAAAAUAACAAGUAUGGAUAAAGUACUGCUUCACUUGUUCAUAAUAAUGUAUGUAUUUCUAAGCUUUCGUGUGUGCAUGUGUGAAUGUUUGUGUACAUGCUUCCACCUACACAUUCAUGGUGCAUAAAUAUAACUUGGAAGAAAUACCAAUGUGAGGCCUGAGCUUUGUAGUUUAGAAUACUCAUGAUCACCAUGCUAGUUUCAUACAUGAUACAAUUCACAAACGGAAAAACUUACAAACUUAAUGUAAGCAUCAGGAUGGAAGGUUAAGGUUAUGAACUAACACAUUAUUUUUCAUGUAUGUUAUAUGUAUAUAUAUAUAUAUAUAUAUAUAUAUAUAUAUAUAUAUAUAUAUAUAUAUAUAUAUAUAUAUAUAUAUAUAUAUAUAUAUAUAAAAGGAAACUUUCUUAAUUUUGAUUAAAUUACAAUUAUGAUCACUUUUUCACUUUUAGAUGAGUACUGAAACUGAAAAACCACAGUGAGGUGUGGUGUAGCAGUCUUGUGGUCUUAAUAAACAUCUCACUUACUGAGAAAUCAAUGCGCUUGUACCUCACUUGCAUUGUACGCCCUUUGUGAUGUCACACUCCUUAAUUUAUUGAUUAAUGUGUAUUGUUGAUUUUGUAUUUUCGUGUUCAUAAUAUAGUUUUGCUACAUAUGUAAGAAUACAGAGUAAUGGAAGUCAAGAAAUGCUUUUGUACUAUUUUUGUAGAUCUGUAGUGAUUUAGUUUUGUACAGAAGACUGCAGCUUUAAUUGUCUUUUUGCACAUUUGGCCCAUCUGUAUUAUUCGGAAAAACUUAGAAUGCCUUGUCAAUUGAAGAUCUUUUAUAUGAUGUUAUUAUACAAUACAUAAAUGCCUACUUUUCUUGUGAUGCAGCAAUAUAUGCACAGUAGUUCAACAUUGCCUUUAUUUUUCUUCAUUCUUCAAUGCAUACAAAUAAUUAUUUCUUCAA
This is a messenger RNA of Portunus trituberculatus (swimming crab), 3894 nucleotides long. RefSeq lists its product as uncharacterized. The transcript has 9 exons. Gene Ontology annotation, molecular function: DNA binding; protein binding. Gene Ontology annotation, biological process: regulation of transcription by RNA polymerase II. Bases 293 to 2932 code for a protein of 879 amino acids. The record is from RefSeq and is a predicted model, not a curated record. NCBI's taxonomy places the organism in Eukaryota, Metazoa, Arthropoda, Malacostraca, Decapoda, Portunidae. Gene Ontology annotation, cellular component: nucleus.